UAUUAUCAAAGAAUAUGGAAGAAUCAAAAAUUGGUCCAAAAAUGACCAAAAAGGGACUAGCGAAAGAGUUCAAAAUGGAGAAAGUUGAUACAGGAUACUUUACAAAAUGAGUAAAAAUCCAAAGGAUCAUCCUUCAAGACUUGCUAGACCUCAAAAUUCUAUGAAAGAAGGAGGAGGAAAAGUUCCACAAUAAAUAAGCUUAGUGAUCUUCAAUAUGAGGUUGCAAAACUGCAAUCCCAGGUUGACUCUAAGAAGAGGAAGAAUAUAGAAAGAAGAGAAUAUCUUAUUGAGUUUUGCCAAAACAAUGAAGCUAGAGUCAAACAACUGCAGUCUAAUGAAGACCAUAAGGAUGGAGAUGGUCAUCCGGCUACUUCAGAUAACUCAAGGAUUUUAGAGAAAGCACAAGAAGAUUCUGAAGCCGUAAGCACUUUGCAAGAGCAAAUAGAAAGUAGACAGCAGGAACUUCUCACAAAUAAUAAUCAAUACUACAACCUCCAGAUUUGCUACAACAAAGAAUCUGAUGACUACAUCAAGAAAGUCUUGGAAAAAGAAGAAGAUGACAGCUAUGAGGAUUAUGAACUCGUUGACACUGGUGAAUUUGAAAGUGCUGACUUUGAAGAGUUCAAAGUUAAGUACGACAAUGAUAUGAGAAGUUCUACCACUUCUAGGUUAACCAGUCUUUGGGAUCCGAAGGCAUUGCUCAAAAGCAAUUACUUUUCAGACUCACCACCUGUUAAACAGAGUGUAGAGAAGAAUAUAUCUAUGUCUCCUAAAAAGCCUACUAUAGUUAAAGCUCCUCCUCCUUUAGAAAGUGAAGAGUCCAAGGAAGUUCUUGCUUCUUCUGUAGUCUCUAGUGAGGACUCACUGGAGUCUGAUGAGGACACAGAUCAACCAAGAGAGCUCAUCGGGACUCUAUAUUUUAUGGAACCCAGAGGAAUCAAGCCCAAAGAUAUUUCCUUCCAAAAUAGGAGUGAAGUUAUCCCUAAAAGAAGGCUUUCAGGGAGAGGAAGUUCUCAGAUGAUCCCCAAUCCACUUCUGGAGCAGAGUAUCGCUGCUUCUGAAUUAGUGAAAGAGCAGAACUUCACUGAAGGAACUUGGAAAGAGCUGUUUGGCUUCUUCCAACACAAGGCUUUAAUCUUGAGAUGCUUUGCAAAUGUUCUCAAAAUAUGCUUACCUUAUCCUAUUGAUGAGGAAGGAUUGCUCAUCAAUGGGAAGAAUAGACUCACAUUGAUACCUUCUGUAUCUGUGACAUAUGAAGAAAAUUUCGAAGCAUAUAGAAUGCUUAGAGUAGAUAUGGUAUUUAUCUACAAAUCAGUGAAGCAGUUAUCCAGAGCCCAGCAAUGCCACUACUACAUUGACUUUGUAGCGAAGUUAUGUAUCUAAAGCAAGUAGCCAAAUUUCAAUA
Messenger RNA from Moneuplotes crassus, 1405 nucleotides. The record is from the annotation of a GenBank genome assembly. Lineage: Eukaryota; Ciliophora; Spirotrichea; Euplotida; Euplotidae.